Molecule: messenger RNA, 1446 nt
Organism: Salvia splendens (bonfire salvia)
Lineage: Eukaryota; Viridiplantae; Streptophyta; Magnoliopsida; Lamiales; Lamiaceae
Product: receptor-like protein Cf-9
Exons: 1
Coding region: 56-1324 (422 amino acids)
Molecular function (GO): protein binding
Source: RefSeq, a predicted model, not a curated record
UCAUCAUUUGUACAAAAAAAAAAGAAAAAAAGAAUUAUCAAUAUCUUCUUUCACAAUGCUUUCAAACUUGUUGUUCAUUUGUUUCCUAUUUUCAUCCUUAAUUUUCACAGCCCAUUCUUAUAAUAACAAAUGCCUUCGUCAUCAGGAAACCAUGUUGCUUCAACUCAAGCAAGAGUUGAUCUUCGAUUCCUAUUUUUCAACAAAACUUGUGCGAUGGAAUGAAAGUGGGGAGUGCUGCAAGUGGCACGGUGUGGAAUGUGAUGCUUCUGGCUACGUCGUUAGUUUGCAGCUUGAUGGUGAGGCCAUUUCUGGUGGAAUUGGUAACUCGUCAAGUCUCUUCGGAUUUAAAUAUCUGCAGAAGCUUAACCUUGCCUACAAUGUCUUCAGGCAGAAGACUAUUCCAAAAGGAAUUGGCAAUCUGACUUGUCUGACACAUUUGAAUUUGUCAUAUGCUGGUUUUGUUGGGCAGGUUCCUUCUGAAGUUUCAUUGUUAACCAAAUUGGCUAGUCUCGAUAUCUCUGACGACUACUUUCGUAAUACUCUUAGCCUCGAGCACCCAAAUUCGGAGAUGCUUGUCCAAAAUCUAACCGAGCUUAGAGAGCUCUAUCUUGAUGGUGUCAAUAUGACUUCCUUCCAUGAAAGGGAAAGUUGGGGCAAUAUUAUAUCAUCACAUUUACCCAACCUCACCACUUUGAGCUUGGUUCAUUGCAGUCUUCAUGGCCCUUUGCCUAAAUCCUUUUGGCAACUUCAUUCCCUUUCUAUUCUUCAACUAGAUGGGAACAAUCUUUCAGCAGUAGCACUUGAUGAUUUGUUCACCAAUUUUCCAAGUCUGACCACCUUAACUCUUAGUGAGUGCAGUUUGAAGGGUUCAAUACCAUCCACCUUGGCUAACCUAACCAAGCUGAUUCAUGUGAAUUUGGCAUAUAACUUAUUGACAGGCUCACUUCCUUCUACAUUGUUUGCUAAACAAACAGAUCUGAUUCAUGUUGAUUUGUCACGUAACUCGUUGACAGGCUCACUUCAUUCCACAUUGUUUGCUAACCUAACAAAGCUGAUUCAUGUCGAUUUGUCAUAUAACUCCUUUACAGGCUCACUUCCUUUUGAUAACCUAACAAAGCUGAUUCAUGUCGAUUUGUCAUAUAACUCCUUGACAGGCUCACUUUCUCCUACUAUAUUUGAAGGUCUAUCGAAUCUCGUUCAUCUUGAUUUGAGUAAUAAUUCAUUCUAUGGUAACAUCCCCCGCUCUCUUUCUGCUCUCCCGUCAUUGUUGGAACUUGAUCUUAGUUCCAACCAAUUUAAUGGCACUGUUCAACUGGGAGACUGAUACAGACCAAACGGGAGAACUCAUCCCAAAAGACUAGCCUGUUAGGAGAGAGAGCCCACUUAGUCUAUAUACCCCACAUCAGUUGUUCUCACAACCGAUGUGGGAAUUGAGUCCGUAACAUU